Musa acuminata subsp. malaccensis (wild Malaysian banana) is the source of this 1273-nucleotide messenger RNA. RefSeq names its product probable leucine-rich repeat receptor-like protein kinase At1g35710. Lineage: Eukaryota; Viridiplantae; Streptophyta; Magnoliopsida; Zingiberales; Musaceae. Gene Ontology annotation, molecular function: protein binding. The record is from RefSeq and is a predicted model, not a curated record.
AUGUCGCAGGGCGUUCGAAUAUGGUGGAAGGAUCCACUCCGAGAAGUGUGGGCCUGGUAGGGGUCUUGGAACGCGACGAGCACCGUGAUCUCGUCGACCCGCUCGGGAUCCAUAGUUCCUGCUGGGAUCGAGAUCUUCCAUGGCGAGUUCCUCGACCUCAGUGGCUUCGAUCGCUUUCUUCCUCCUCCUCGGACUGGGGCAUUGUAAAACCGUGAAGAGAGACGUAAAAGCAUUGAAUGAAAUCAAGGCUUCGCUUGGAUGGAGGGUAGUCUAUGCAUGGGUGGGAGAUGAUCCAUGUGGCGAUGGUGAUCUUCCCCCAUGGUCAGGGGUUACAUGUUCCCAACAAGGAGAUUACAGGGUUGUGACAGAACUGGAAGUUUAUGCUGUAUCAAUUGUUGGACCUUUUCCUAUAGCAGUCACAAAUCUCCUGGACCUGACAAAACUGGAUCUUCAUAAUAACAAGUUGACAGGGGCCAUUCCUCCUCAAAUUGGGCGGCUGAAGCACCUCAAGACACUAAACUUGAGAUGGAAUAAGCUGCAAGAUAUCAUCCCUCCUGAAAUUGGUGAACUGAAAAAAUUGACGCAUUUGUACCUGAGUUUCAAUAACUUUAAAGGUGAAAUUCCUGUGGAGCUUGCAGAUCUACCAGAACUUCGUUAUCUCUAUCUUCACAUGAACCGUUUUUCUGGAAAAAUUCCUCCAGAGUUGGGGAUUCUCAGGAACCUACGUCACCUUGAUGUUAGUAACAACCACUUGACGGGAACUUUAAGCAAAUUCAUCCGAAAUGGAGAUGGUUUUCCUUCUCUCCGUAACUUGUACCUGAACAAUAACCAAUUGAGUGGAACAUUGCCUGAUCAAAUUUCAAACUUGACCAAUCUAGAGAUAUUGUACCUAUCAUACAACAAGAUGAGUGGACAACUAACUCCCAAGCUUGUUGAAAUUCCUAGAUUGACGUACUUGUAUCUUGACCACAAUGCGUUUACUGGGAGGAUCCCAGAUGGCUUAUAUAAGCACCCCUUCUUGAAAGAGCUGUACAUCGAGGGUAAUCAAUUCAAGCCUGGUGCAAAGCAAAAGGGCACGCAUAAGACGCUUGAACUGACUGAUACAGAGUUCUUCUAGUGAGUUCAGUUUGAUCGUUCAUCAGCUUUACAAGUUAUGUUUUCCUAUACUUUUAUUAUUAUCUAUUGCAAGAACGUAUUUAAUUAGCUAUAUGUUUUCUGUUGAUUAUUCCGAGUAGAAAUGCAUCAGAUACGACUCGUGCAGCCUUUUCAUUUC